AUAAAAGGUCUGCAGAGGCUCUUGGAUCACUGCGACAGAUCCAUCCUCUGCAAAGCCUCCUUGGACAUAAGGUUCCUCAAGACCUCAACCAUGUCUGUGAGCACCCAGCCCAAGAACACCUCUGCUGAGACUCGGCAGUUCCCUGGCAACUGCACAUUGGAGCAGGCCCUGAAGACCAUCGUGGAUGUCUAUCACCGCUACAGCAUCCGGGAGGGCGAGCUCGACCUCCUCAACUUCAAUGACUUCAAGACACUGUUAACGGAGCAGGCACCGACCUUCCUGCAAGCCUGUAACAGGAACCAACCUGGCUACCUGAAUAAGGUCUUCCAAGAGACUGAUUUAAAUAAGGACAAGGACCUGAGCUUCGAGGAGUUCACCAUCGUCUUGGGCAAGAUAACCGAUGAUGCCCAUCGCAUCAUCCACAAGGAUGACCGCUGCACACCAGACAAGGAUUGAGCCUCAGGAAGACUCAGAGGGGGUGGCUGUAGGAGAUGGGCUCUACUGCUUUCUGUCUGCUUGGAUCACUUGUGCUUGUGAGACAAUAAAGUAUCACUUGGUGUUCAUUGAGA
Melopsittacus undulatus (budgerigar) is the source of this 569-nucleotide messenger RNA. Its product is annotated as protein S100-A12-like. Gene Ontology annotation, cellular component: cytoplasm. The record is from RefSeq and is a predicted model, not a curated record. Bases 91 to 456 code for a protein of 121 amino acids. The transcript is spliced from 3 exons. NCBI's taxonomy places the organism in Eukaryota, Metazoa, Chordata, Aves, Psittaciformes, Psittaculidae. Gene Ontology annotation, molecular function: calcium-dependent protein binding; calcium ion binding.